Molecule: messenger RNA, 465 nt
Organism: Fusarium mangiferae
Lineage: Eukaryota; Fungi; Ascomycota; Sordariomycetes; Hypocreales; Nectriaceae
Exons: 2
Coding region: 1-465 (154 amino acids)
Source: RefSeq, a predicted model, not a curated record
AUGCCGAGGAAGGAAUGGAUUUACAGGUUCAUCUGUAACAUCGCAUAUAAGCAAGGUGACACAUUCUUAGUCGCCGAUAUUAAGGAAGGAGGUGGCUCAUCCCUAGUAGUUUGGGCACAGUCAGCGUUAGUUGACAUUCUUGUCAGGAUCUGUUCGCCAUGUUCCUUGGCUAACCGAUGCAGGAGUAUUGAAAAUCGCCAGCAAAACGAAAAUAUAAAGUGGGAGAUAUGGUCGUAUCCCCUUGAGCAGAGCACUAUAGUUGUUCUCUGGAACCCUCACUCUAGGCGAUACAUAAUGAGUAAUGGUAACGAACAAUAUGUCGAAACUGACCAUGGCGAUGAAUACGACGUGAAGUUUCAUUGGUAUCUCGAGGGGGCUGAUGUCAAGAAACCAAACGACACAAUCCCUGUUAAGUAUGAUAAUUAUGGCCAGCAUCCCAAGGACGUACUGAUCUGUGAUUCUUAG